AACUCAUCACGUUGCAAAUGACUGCUGGCAUUUUACCGCUGCUGCUUGUCUUGGGGAACCAUUCUGCUCCAAGUGCUAUUUCGGCAGCUUUUGAUAAUUUCAACGCGAAAUAUUUAUAUGGAGAUGCCGCGGCUAGGAUUUUGGACAGUAAUAGGUUUGAGGAUGAGUAUGAUUUCAUCAUCAUUGGCGCAGGAAGUGGUGGAUGCGUAAUGGCAAACAGGCUUAGCGCAGUUUCCGGUUGGAAGGUGUUGCUCUUGGAGGCAGGAGAAGAGGAGAAUUUAAUGCUUAGUGUUCCUUUGCUGGCUGACCUUAACGUGAGGACAGAUUAUAAUUGGAAAUAUGCUUUUGAACCAACUCCAUCAGCUUGUGUUACCCUGCCCGGUGGAGUUUGUCCUGUUCCGAGAGGUCGAGGUCUUGGUGGAAGUAGUUUGCUCAAUUAUAUGGUGUAUACUAGAGGUCACCACAGGGAUUAUGAUAAAUGGGCUGAGGCUGGUAACCGUGGUUGGAGCUAUGAAGAUGUUAAAAAGUACUUCGAAAAAGGAGAGCAAAGCUUUAUUCACCCUUCUUUAAACUCUUUCAAAUCACCUCUACUGGAUGAGUUUAAGCAGAGCAUCUUUGAAUCUGGCUAUGGGGAAAUAACUUCAAAAAAUAGAUCUCAAAUUGGCUAUUACAAGCUUCGAAGCACAACCAUCCGAGGACAACGCAACAGUGCUGCCCGAAUAUAUCUUCAUCCGGUUAGAAACAGAAGAAACUUGCAUAUUUCUGUUCGGUCUCAUGCUUCGAAAAUUCUGAUUGAUCCGGACACAAAACGAGCCUUUGGAGUAGAAUUCAUCAAAGAUGGAAGAACGCUCCAAGUUAAAGCGAAAAAAGAGAUCAUUCUGUCAGCUGGUACAAUAGGCUCUGCCCAGCUGCUUCUCUUGUCUGGCAUCGGACCGAAGGAUCACCUUACUAGCUUAGGAAUACCUAUUAUCAAAUCACUUCCGGUUGGACAGAACCUGCAUGACCAUUAUGGAACCGUACAGCUUAGGUUUCAGUUUAAACAAAAACUUCCGGAAUGUAGCAGCAAUGAGGCUUUUUCGAAAUAUAUCAACGAGGGAUCUGGACCUCUUUCUGUUCCUUUUGGAAUAGAAUCAAUAGGCUUUCUUAAAACGGCAUCGUCUCAACUACCCAAAGACUACCCCGAUUUCGAAGCCAUAUUUCUAGGAAUUCAAUUACAACGCUCGCAAUCUAAGGCAUUCGCGCUUCUCGGAUUGGAUCAAAUUCUAGAUGAUUUGUUUACAAUCAACAACAAUAAUUUUUCUUCAUUUACGUUGGGAUUUUUGUAUCUGCAACCUAAGAGUCGAGGGUACAUUACGCUCAAAAGUGGUAACCCUUUGGAUCAUCCGAGGAUAGUAUCCAACUAUUUUUCCCACCCUGACGAUAGUGCAAAUGUUCGUGAAGCCAUCAAACAAGCCAUCCGUGUAGGGGAAUCUGAGCAACUUCUCGAAUUUGGAUCGAAACUAAGCGAAGACUUCGCUCCAAACUGCAAGGGCUUUUCCAUAGAAACAGACGACUUCUGGGACUGCUUUAUGAAACAUUAUAUCGUCUCGGCUUACCACAUUGCUGGGACCUGUAAAAUGGGUCCAGAUGGGGAUGCCAGCGCUGUAGUAAAUCCGGAACUUAAGGUUCGUGGUAUUAAGGGGCUCCGAGUGGUGGAUGCUUCCGUUAUGCCUUCACCGAUUGCUGGACAUCCCAAUGCAGCUGUUUUUAUGAUAGCCGAAAAAGCUGCCGAUAUGGUUAAGUCCAGUUGGAAUUAGCAGAUUAGCGUCAUUGGAUGAUUCAUCAUACUUUUUUAAAUUUACAAAUCAAUUAUGAUGGAAUGAUAGAAAUACAGCGAGACAAUAAAGUUCCCAAACUUUUCAAACAUGCUUCAAAACUGUAACCAUGCUUAGGUUUUAGAUAAAAACCAUUUAUCUACCAAAUUACAAGUGACAUUCUAUGGAACAUAUGGAACCAACAACAUAAAACGAAAAAAAAUCAAGAUUUUCUCGAAACUCUAUUCAGUUCCAUUCUUAGGUGAUUUACGGUACCACAUCGUGAAACAGAGAUUUAAUUCGCCGUACUGUUUCUAACCAUUCAUAUAAAAAAAACUGAACACCCCUCAUUUUGUAGGUGUAUGUCUAUUUGGAUUUUGACAUUAGAUCUUUAGUUAUCAAAAUGGCGUCCAAGCAAGAAGAGCUACGAAUCAAAAUUUUAUACAUGAGCGUGGAAAUCCAAACUACAGGCACGCAGAAAUAGCAAAAUCGUUGAAUGUGGCCAAAUCAACCGUCACCAAAGUAAUAAAAGUGUUCGGGGACGUUUGUCGAAAACUAGGAAGCCUGGAUCGGGGUGAAAUCGAAAGUCGGGCGCAGCAGUGACGAACAGAAGAGUGAUGAGCGCUUUCAAGCACUACUCCAAACCUCUCCGUUCGAGAUGUGGCAAAUGAGUUGGGAAUAUCGUCCACAACCGUGCAGGAAGCUAAACAACGAUUCGAACUAUCAACUUAAAAUAAGGUAGUGACUCCAAAUCGCAACGAUAAGCAAUACUCUACAGCACAAAAACAAGAUCUUGGAAGCUUUAUACGAGAUUGUUGAUAAUGUUUGAUUGCGUGGUAAUGGACGACGAAAUCUACGCCAAGGCAGACUUCAGAUAGCUUCCUGGAGAAGAAUAUAACACAGCAACCGCAAGGGGAAAGGUGACAGACAUUUUCAAACAUAUUAAACUAUCAAAGUUUACUUACUUACUUAAUGAUCCCGCGCCGAUCCUCCGGUGCAUAGGGCCGUGGUAAAAGACCUCCUCUGUUGACGAUCCGGAGCCAGCGUCUUCACUUGGUCCCAGUCAAGAUUCUCGUCGACAGUUCGGAUUUCUGCGGCUAGGCUUCGCCGCCACGAGUUUCUGGGUCUGCCUCUUCUUCGAUAACCUUCUGGAUUCCAAUCUAGCACCUCUCUGCAAAUCUCGUUUUCAUCUUUUCGCAGCGUGUGCCCAAUCCAUCUCCACUUACGUUCCCGAAUUUCAAUUUCUAGCGCUCUUUGAUGACACCGGCGAUGCAGUUCCUCAUUCGAGAUCCAGUUACCAGGCCACCAAGCGCGGAUGAUAUUCCGCAGGCAGCGGUUUACAAAUACUUGCAGUUUUCGCGUCGUUACCGCAUAUGUGCACCAAGUUUCGCACCCGUACAGCAAUACGGAUUUGACGUUUGAGUUGAAGAUUCGGAUUUUCGUUUGUAGAGAGAUCUGGCGUGAUCGCCAGAUGUUUCGGAGACUCGCAAACGCAAAUCGGGCCUUUCUGAUUCGGGUUUCGAUGUCUUUUCACCAUCAGGCAUUAUCUGGCUACCAAGAUACUGGAAGCACUCCACUUUUUCAACUUGUUGCCUAGCUACCAUGAAACUGGAGGGAUUUUGUGUUGAUCUCCAUCGACUUAGUCUUUCCGACAUUGACUUUGGGACCUGCUGCCUUGGAACUUUCGGUGAGCUCGUCGAGUUUGCUCUGCAUAUCUGGUUGUGUUUGGGCGAGCAAAACAAUAUCGUCAGCCAGGUCAAGGUCGUUCAGUUGCUCCAUUGUUGAAGGAUUCCACGGCAAUCCUCGGUUCGGUGCACAGACAAUCGAUCCGAUCAGAAUCUCAUCCAUUACGAUUAGAAAAAGUAGCGGUGAUAGAAUACAUCCUUGUCUCACUCCAGCAGUUACCGGGAUUGGUUCGGACACGACACCGUCGUGCAAGACCUUGCACGAAAAUGCCUCGUAUUGUGCUUCGAUGAGAUGGACUAGUUUCUCUGGUACUCCUUUUCGCCUUAGAGCCGCCCAGAUAUUUUCAUGGUUAAGUCGGUCGAAUGCUUUUUCGAAAUCAACGAAUACCAGCAGAAGAGAGUCCUGGAAUUCGUUGAUUUGUUCCAGUAUGAUUCGUAGUGUUGUGAUGUGGUCCACACAUGAUCGUCCGGAUCGGAAUCCAGCUUGUUGCCGUCGGAGUGUAGCGUCGAUUUUCUCCUGGAUCCUGUUCAGGAUCACCUUGCAGAGUACUUUGAGGGUUAUACAGAUCAACAUUAUGCCUCGCCAGUUACCGCACUCUGUUAGGUCUUCUUUCUUCGGGACCUUUACGAGGAUACCCUGCAUCCAGUCGGCCGGAAAUGUUGCAGUAUCCCAAAUGUCAGCGAAAAGACGAUGCAACAUUUGUGCUGAUAGGGCAGGGUCGGCUUUCAGCAUUUCAGCAGGGAUGCAAUCGAUCCCAGGUGCUUUGUUGGAAUUCAUGUUUUUGAUUGCUGCUUCUAUUUCAGCCAGCGAGGGCGCUUCCGAGUUGACGCCAUUUAUGCGACUCACUGUUGGCGCUUCGAGCUGCGGGUUCUGUUGGCCAUCGCUAUUCGUGACUCGGAAGAGUUGUUCGAAGUGCUCAGUCCAUCGUUUGAGCUGAUCUGUUCGAUCGGUCAAUAACUGACCUGCUCGGUCUUUCAGCGGCAAUCUUGCAUUAGUCCUUGCACCACUAAGGCGGCGAGAAAUGUCAUAUAGUAAUCGGAUAUCUCCAUUGGCGGCGGCUCUUUCUCCCUCUUCGGCUAGGGAGUUUGUCCAGGCUCUCUUGUCUCGUCUACAAGCUCGUUUAACUGCCUUUUACAGCUCCGCAUAUCGUAAGCGGGCGUCUGCUUUGGCUGACCCGGUACAUGCCUGCUCAAUUCCGACUUUCGCCUUUCUCCGAUCAUCGACCAUCCUACAAGUUUCAUCCGACAUCCAUUCACUCCUUCUUCCACAAACUUUACCGAGAGUACCAUGGCUCGUCGUGAUAAAGGCAUUCUUGAUUCCACACCACUUUUCGACUGUUCCGUCUGUCGGCAGCUCCGAAGCUCGGGAUUCUAGCUGUUCAACGUAUGCCCUUUUCACCUCUGGAUUCUCCAACCUGUGGACGUCGUAUCGACACCCGACUUUCUGCUCGCGCCGUUGGACACGCGCAACUCUCAGUCGUAUCUCGCCAAGGACGAGGUGAUGGUUCUGUUCGGCCAUCUCGGGAUACCCAAGUGACCUUAUGUGCUGGUCGAUGGAGGAAGAGCGAUCCACCGAUCACCAUGUUGUUGUUGCCACAAAAUUCUACAAACAGCUCUCCGUUUUCGCUCAUCUGUCCUAGGCCAUGGCGCCCCAUCGAUCAAACAUUCUGAAAAAAUUUUGUUGAUGGUUUGGGAAGAGAAUUUGUUUUCUCUCUUGGCUGGUUUAAUAUACGGAUAAAUAGGUGAACGAUAUAUCGCAUUCUAUCAAGCAAAUUAGUGGAACAUAGUUUGCAGUACAUUCGGGAUCUUCAAAAAUAAGAAAAUUUUAAUUGUGCGCAAUGUGGAAUAAACGGGUGGAUGCAGUCAUCAAAAUGAAGAAAAACAGUGAAUAUAUUGGGAAUAAAUUAUUGAAUGGAUGGAAUUUCCAGAAUUUUUUUCAGUUUUGGUUCAGUCAGUGGUUUUUAAUGGGAGAAAAUGUGCACACAUGCUUUGAAACAAGUGAUGUUCUGGCAGAUUAUUGGGCUGUUAAAAAGUGUUUAGUAUUGGAAU
Molecule: messenger RNA, 5527 nt
Organism: Uranotaenia lowii
Lineage: Eukaryota; Metazoa; Arthropoda; Insecta; Diptera; Culicidae
Product: glucose dehydrogenase [FAD, quinone]-like
Exons: 3
Coding region: 18-1796 (592 amino acids)
Molecular function (GO): flavin adenine dinucleotide binding; oxidoreductase activity, acting on CH-OH group of donors
Source: RefSeq, a predicted model, not a curated record